Thamnophis sirtalis is the source of this 2582-nucleotide messenger RNA. It is a transcript of the gene MMGT1, whose product is annotated as membrane magnesium transporter 1. Gene Ontology annotation, cellular component: EMC complex; Golgi apparatus; plasma membrane. NCBI's taxonomy places the organism in Eukaryota, Metazoa, Chordata, Lepidosauria, Squamata, Natricidae. The record is from RefSeq and is a predicted model, not a curated record.
CUGAAGCAGGAGGAGGAGGAGGAGGAGGAGGAGAGGCGGAUGAUGGCGGCCGCCUCUCUCUGGAAAGGGCUGGUUGGGGUCGGGCUCUUCGCCCUGGCCCACGCGGCCUUCUCCGCCGCGCAGCAUCGUUCCUAUAUGAGACUAACGGAGAAGGAAGACGAGACGUUGCCUAUAGACAUCGUUCUUCAAACUCUGCUCGCCUUUGCAGUUACCUGUUACGGGAUUGUGCAUAUUGCAGGAGAAUUUAAAGACAUGGACGCUACUUCAGAGCUAAAAAAUAAGACAUUUGACACGUUAAGGAACCAUCCAUCCUUUUAUGUAUUUAAUCACCGGGGCAGAGUGUUAUUCCAGUCCCCAGACACUGUCCACUCUUCCUCCAGCCAGGAUGCGUUGUCAUCCAGCGGAUCACUGAAGUUGCGAAAACUUGAAUCGCUGCACCGUUAAAAGAGGUUUUUUAUAUAUAUAUAGACGAUUCUAAAAAUAGGACACUGAGCUGUAAUAUUGGAGCUGGAUAUAAACACUUGUUUUUAAAAUUUCUGGAGCAGUAUUUAUAUUGAUCUUCCAGGCUUUAUAGUAAUGUGUGUGCGCGCUUGUGUGUAUCUACACACACAGGCACACACAUACAUGAAUAUAUUAAAAAUAUAUUAAAAGGACUUUUGAACACUGGUCACGACAACUAAAAUUGUGAAUUGGUAAACCGUGAAAGUUACUGCUAAAAGUACGCAGUGAAAUAAUGCAUCUUACCUUUCAUUAAAGCUCUGUGGUUAAACUCACUGUUCUGAAUGAUCACAAUCUCUGUUGCCACAUGCAGAUGGAGGCUUUAAUGGACUAAAUAAGCAAAGGGUAUGUUGGAUUAUUGUGUUCCAUGGCAAAAUAGUUGUGGGCGGCUUGUCUGCUUUGCCGCCACGUAACUCUCCUUGCAGCCGAGUCCUUGACACAACCCGUGGUUAUUUCCGCCUCUUGUUUAUUGGUGAUCUGUGUGGAAUAUCUGGCCAGCAGAGCCAACGGAGACUAAAUCUUUUACAAGUAGGAAUUUAGCCAACGUUUUGCCAAAGGGGUAUGGACUUGAUUGACCACUUAGCCAUUGAUUGCAAGUUCCCCCCCGAAAUGCUCAAGAGAUUAUGAAAAGCAUAUGCUUUUUUGAGAAGUUGCAAUGAAUGGCCAGAUCUUAGGACACAAAAACUGAACCAUGACAGCUGUAACCCAUCCACUUCUGUCAUCAAGCUCUUUUGUUUAUAUCAUCAUCCGUGAUAGGCAGCUGGGGAAGACUGGCUUAGGGAGGGAGGAAGUGGUUUGACAGCAGGCAAAGUUUGCAGGUGGGAAAGUCGGGAUUGUGUCUUGUAAUGGUUUCAUUUACUUUUGGGGGGGGGGGUAGUGCCUUUUGAUUUUGGCUCCCGCACGUGCUUUUAAAAGCAGGUCGCCCGUAGGGUUCCCGUUGGAGCAACUGAACACGUUCAACUCGUUUUUCCACUGUGCCUUUUGUUUUUGUUUUUUUAAACCUAAUUGUCGGUGAUCACCAGACUUCUUCCACAAUUAUAUACUUUGCAAUGUUUGUGUUUGGCUCCAAGCUUGAUUUUUUUCCCCCCCACCACAGAAUGUAACCAAUUUCAAAAUUUAGCAACUCAAAGAGAAGUUGAAUGUCUGGUCUUGGAGAGCAUUGCUCCGUGCGUCUCCGGGGACAAAAAAGUCUUGGGCUCCGAAUGGGCAAGAAGUUGGGUGUGCUGGCAAUUAAAAUGCAUGCACUUUUACAGAGCGUGGGAUAGGAUCUUUGCUUUAGACGGCAGCCACUUCAGGGCAGGACAACAGUGGGCAAAACCCAGCAUUUUUUGAUCUUGGCAGAGAAACGGGGCUCUGGCCAAAAGAUCAGAACGCUGGGCAUGACUGUGGUGACUAUUGGCCUUUCAAAACCCAGCAUUGGCACCAGUUGGUUUAACGUUGUGGUCCUUCAUUUGAAUUAAAACUCAACCUUAGCCUUGAUAUGCUUUCUAGGUGAAACUUAUCAGACGUGUAAGGCAGUUGCCUAGAUCUGUUGGUCACCUUCCUCCUAAUAUCCCCGACGAUAUCCUAACCCUAACCCUGCUCAAAGUAGCUACCCAUUGGCUAUCCCGUCCCGCGUUCCUUUCUGGGCGAUUUCUAGCAGGUUUUUAAUUGUCUUGUAUCUAACGCUCUCCAGCCCAAAAUUCAAAGCAGUGGAAGUGGGCAGCUCAUAGGGAUUUGUGACACCCAAAACGGCUCCAUAAAAUGCCAGUGAUUUGCCUAUGCAGUGUUUGCUGUUUUAGUAUAUAACGGUGUUCCAAGCUGGAGUCCUCGUUUGUUCUUUAUCCUGACGGUUUUGCCAAGAACUUGCAAAUUUGGCUACAGAGAGGCAGCCUUUCUCCAAAGCCCAGGUCUCUCUCUUCAUGCGUUUUUGUGUUCUGGAUUUUGCACUCUGUUCCAAGCACCUUCCGGGUCUCUUUAAAACUUGCAAGAAAUGAACAGGUUCCCUUUCCACUAUCCAUGGUUAUUUUACAAAUGUGCAAAUUUUGUUUCUUUCCCUUUCUGGUCUUGCAAUGUCCAAUAAAGAACUAAUAUUCCAAAACUAA